ACUCGUUCUCGUCUUACCCGUUAGGGCUUUGACGUCCGACGAGCAAGAUCGUGGUCACGACGAUGGAGGACUCCGAGCGUUUCCCCGGUCCGGUGGGUACUCCCACACCAUCCGGGGCGGGGACUAUCAAGAGGAUCCGAUUGGAGAACUUCAUGUGCCACAGUAAUCUACAGAUUGAGCUCGGCCCGCGGGUCAAUUUCAUCACCGGCCAGAAUGGGAGUGGUAAAAGUGCAAUACUUACUGCAAUUUGCGUAGCCUUUGGAAGCAGAGCUAAGGGGACGCAGAGGGCGGCCACGCUGAAGGAUUUCAUAAAAAAUGGUUGCAGUCAUGCUGCUGUUGAAGUGGAAAUAAAAAAUGAAGGACAUGAUGCAUUUAAGCAUGAUAUUUAUGGCGAUGCUAUAAUUUUAGAGCGUCGAAUCAAUCAGUCCGGUGGCUCCAUGACUCUAAAGGAUCACCGAGGAAGAAAAGUUGCAGGUCGGAAAAAUGAUAUUCAGGAGCUCAUUGAUCAUUUUAAUAUUGAUGUGGAGAAUCCUUGUGUAGUGAUGAGUCAAGACAAAAGUAGGGAGUUCCUGCAUUCUGGGAACAAGAAAGACAAAUUCAAGUUUUUCUUCAAGGCUACUCUUCUUCAGCAAGUUAAUGAUACCUUGCAAAGGAACACGGAAGGACUGAAGUCAGUAAGUGCCGCUGUUGAUGAAGACGAGGCUUCUAUUAAACCAGUAGAGAAAGAACUUAAAGACUUGCAGAGAAAAAUUGGUAACAUGGAGUAUUUGGAAGAAAUAUCUCAGGAGAUAGAGGUUUUGACGAAGAAGCUAGCAUGGGCAUGGGUUUAUGAUGUAGACAAGGAAAAACAGGAGCACAUUGUGAUGAUGGACACACUUAAACAACGUGUUCCUGCUUGCCAAAGAAAGAUAGAUGAACAACUAGCUAAGAUGGAAUCCCUCAAGGAAAAAUCAUCAAAGAAGAAGGGUCAAAUUGAUUGCCUGAUUGUCAAAGCAUUGGAAGUGAAGAGUAAGCAGAAGGAAUUCGAGGAGUCUAUUUCUAUGGCCAGAAAGGAGAAGAUUGAGUUAGAAGAAAAGCAUAAGCGUGCUACUAAUCAGAUUGACGACAAGGAGAAACAAGUAUCAAAACUUAAGCGGCAAAUUGAGGAAAUUAAAGAGCAGCAUCUUAGAAACACACAGGCUGAAAAAUCUGAAACAGAGGAAAAGAUCAGAGAACUUAAACGCACAAUAGAUGCUGCAACCGACUCACUCUCAAGGUUAGAGAAUGAGGAAUUUGGCUCAACAGAUUACAGGGAUAAGAUAGAAGGUGAAACUGAUGAGAUUGCUAAACAGAUUUCAGAUAACGAGAGAAAACAAAAUGUUCAUCGGUCAGCCAUUAUAGAGCUUCAAAAUAACAGAAGAAACAAGGUUAAACAUACCUCCUCAUUUGCUUCCCGGUACAAAUCACCCAACUAUAUGGGAAAUGCAGAAAGGCAAGUCCUUGUCAAGGACUAUGACACCGCCAAGGCAGUUGCUUUUGAUCAAAGAAUGUCAAAUGUGCAUGAGGUUUACACGUCAGAUGGAUAUAGAAUGUUCUGUCGUGAGUCAGUGCAGACAGUGCUUCCCCCAAAUCAGUGGCUUAGUAAGCGUCUAUGUGCUUCAUUUGAUGAUCAAAUCAUUGAUCAUGAGCAACAGGUCCAGGUUCUUGCUAAAGAAGCUGAAGAUCUACGACAGAGGAAGCGGGAUUCUGAGGGAAGUCUACAUAGUCUUGGAGAAACACUGCGGUCAGCGAAGAAGAAACGCUGGGACGCUGAGCGGGAGGUGGCAUCUAUGAAACUCGAGCUGGAGGAUUUGGAGCGAUCAACUGACAGUGCUAGUAUGUCGCUGCCAACAUCAACUUUGGAUGAGCUUCAUGAAGAAAUUUCUAAGAUAGAAGAAGAGAUAAAGCACAAACAGACUACUGUAGAAAAGCUUCAGUUUGAAAUUGGAAAAGCUGAAGCAAAAUUUAAGGCUCUGAAGAUGUCCUUUCAGAAUUCAGCAAAAGAAGAUUUCAAGACCCUGGAUGAUGCUGAGAUUGAGCUGACGAAGAUUGAGACCGAUCUGAAGACUGCUGAGAUGCAAAAAGAGCAUUACGAGAGUGUAAUGGCGACUAAAGUCAUUGUCAAGAUUGAAAAUGCCGAGGCAAAGCAUAGGGAGCUUGAAGAUGAGCGACAGGAAAGAUACAGGAAGGCUUCCAUCAUUUGUCCAGAGAGUCAUCUUGAAAAUUUAGGAGGAGCAUCAGAUGGACUAGAUAGCAGCAGUCCAGAGCAACUCAGUGCCCAUUUAAGUAUACGGAAAGAUAGGCUUCACAAGGAGAGUCAGCAGUUUUCAGAAUCUAUUGAUGAUCUGAGAAUGAUGUACGAGGAAAAAGAAAAUAAAAUUCAAAAGAGAAGACAAUGGUGUAAAACAUUAAGAGAAAAAUUGGAGGUCUGCGUGAAAGCAUUAGAGUUGCGGUGGAAGAAGUUCGAGAGCAAUAAGAACAGCGCAAGGCGUGAUUUAACUUGGAAUUUCAAUGAUCAUCUGGGAAAGAAAGGAGUAAGUGGGAACAUCAAAAUUGACUACGAGGAAAAAAUUCUGGGAGUGGAGGUGAAAAUGCCACAAGAUGCAUCAAAUAGCUCAGUUCGCGACACAAGAGGGCUUUCAGGUGGUGAGCGCUCCUUCUCAACUCUAUGCUUUGCACUAUCACUUCAUCAGAUGAUAGAGUGUCCAUUCCGAGCGAUGGAUGAGUUUGAUGUAUUUAUGGAUGCGGUGAGUCGCAAAAUCAGCUUGGACACACUGGUGGAUUUCGCGCUAAGUCACAAAGCUCAGUGGAUAUUUAUUACUCCUCACGAUAUCAGCAUGGUGAGACAAGACGAGAAUAUAAAGGAAGCAGCAAAUGGCAGCGCCUCGAUCUUAGGCAUUCAACGAUGCAAGUUCACUGGUUCGAUCUUAUUGUUUGAUGAACAGCUUCUGGAAAAUUUCUUUUGAUUUUUGUACAUAGUAUCAAGGGUCAAAAUCUGUGUUGACUCUUCUUCUCAAUUGCAUGCAUGCAUAUCCCACCACCAUGCAUGCCAUUACAAUUAGGGUUUUGGGGGUUUCUUCGGUUGAAAUUAAUUUAUGCCGUUGGG
Molecule: messenger RNA, 3124 nt
Organism: Linum trigynum
Lineage: Eukaryota; Viridiplantae; Streptophyta; Magnoliopsida; Malpighiales; Linaceae
Source: the annotation of a GenBank genome assembly